Molecule: messenger RNA, 453 nt
Organism: Seminavis robusta
Lineage: Eukaryota; Bacillariophyta; Bacillariophyceae; Naviculales; Naviculaceae
Source: the annotation of a GenBank genome assembly
AUGCCAAGCAAACACAGCAGUACAGACCACCGACGAACCUCUCGUUCCAGGAGCCCUUUGGAGGAUAACAGCGUGUUUGAUAUCCCUAUGGUGAUUGAGUUUUCAGUUCCUGCGCAGCAACCCGCUAAUCGAUGGAGUGCGGGUUCAACUUCGAACUUCAACAGAGGAGCACCUGCACCAAAGAGUUCAAGGCAAGAUGACAGUGACGAAGACAUCCCUAUCAUGAUCAGUGUGCGUGGUCCAGCGGGUUGCGGCGAAAGCAUUACCACCCGCUCUUCUGUGGGUACCGGGAAUUGCACGGGCGGCUCACGGGGACAAAUAAGUCAAGGCACGGGAAUGUCUUCUCGCACCUCCCGCACCAACAUGACGAGACGUCGAUCUUCUAUUGGGCCCCCCAAUCUGCCGAGGAGGCAAAGAAGUGGUAAAAUGAAGUUGAUUGAGAUCUAUCGGUGA